AUGGCCUCAGUUCAACCCACUCAAAGGCCACCACCUUUGUUCGCCAAGCUACUUCGAUUGGAUAAUCCAAUUCGAAGCUUGACUGUGGCAUUUUGGCUAUGGAAGGUUUUGCUAUACAUUGUUGUCACUACCUGCCCAGGGUUGGGCUAUGACACAUCCACCUCUUUGCUUUCUUAUACCGAUUCAAGUGUUGCCAGCAAGUCCGAGUCUCUUUCGGGUCCUCUCAAAUUCGCGAGAUGGGACAGUAUCUACUUUCUAGAUAUCGCUGAAAAGGGUUACAUAUUUGAACAAGAAUGGGCUUUUGGCUACCCAAAGCUUUUGGGUGUCUUCGUCUCUGGCAUUCGUCUGUCCGGGGGUGUUACUGGACCAGCUAGCACUGCAAUGGUGGGAGUGGUUAUCUCGCAUGUCACCCAUUACUUGUCCGUCUUGGCACUUUAUCGACUGUCAGCCAAUAUAUUUGGUCAUGCCACAGCCACUCAGCAUCUAAUUUGUUUCCUUUCGGCGGCCCUACACAUUAUCUCACCGGCAGGUGCCUUCCUGUCUGCACCGUAUGGAGAGCCGAUAGUCUCUUUCCUCAACAUAACUGGCUUCUACCUCUACUCGUCGUCGCUCAUUGCAGAACGCAAUGGGGCAACAUGCCUUCGGGACGUGAGGGUUCUCACCUCGGCCGUUCUUUUUGCUGUGGCCACCAUGGUUCGCAGCAAUGGGCUUCUCAGUGGGUUCUUGUUUGCCUACGAUGCAGUGGUCUUGACUUGGAAGACCGUGACUCAGGGGCCUACACUGCACAACACUAUCCGCCUUGCCGUCAUCAUUCUGGCUGGCUGUAUUGUUGCCUCGAGUAUUGUCAUACCUCAGAUUUUGGCAUAUCGCAUCUACUGUCUGGCCGAAGCCGAUGUUCGAUCGUGGUGUGAGUGGACUGUGCCUAGCAUCUAUGGCUGGGUCCAGAGUCAUUAUUGGGAUGUUGGAUUCCUUCGAUAUUGGACUAUUUCCAACAUACCUCUUUUCCUGCUGGCAACGCCCAUGUUGGUCGUUUUAUGCAAAUCUUCAUUGUGGGCAUUGAAGAGCCCCUCUUCGUCCUCGACUAGCCCGGGGUCGAUGCUCACUCGGUUGGCGAUUCCCCAAGGCAUACUGGCAGUCAUGGCGUUUACAAGCUACCAUGUCCAGAUUAUCAAUCGGAUUUCGUCGGGAUACCCUUUGUGGUAUUGGUACCUGGUAACCAGUGCCGUGGACUUUGAGUCCAGCUCACUGAAGAAGAGCCGCACUCUAGUCGUUGCUGUGUAUAGCAUGGUGGCCUAUGCAUUGAUCCAGGGGGUUCUUUUUGGUUCCUUUUUGCCGCCGGCAUGA
This is a messenger RNA of Penicillium soppii, 1344 nucleotides long. RefSeq lists its product as uncharacterized. Gene Ontology annotation, molecular function: GPI mannosyltransferase activity; alpha-1,6-mannosyltransferase activity. The record is from RefSeq and is a predicted model, not a curated record. NCBI's taxonomy places the organism in Eukaryota, Fungi, Ascomycota, Eurotiomycetes, Eurotiales, Aspergillaceae. Gene Ontology annotation, biological process: GPI anchor biosynthetic process. Bases 1 to 1344 code for a protein of 447 amino acids. Gene Ontology annotation, cellular component: endoplasmic reticulum membrane; mannosyltransferase complex. The transcript has 3 exons.